GAGUGGAUAAAUAAUGUGCACUGCUCUGAGCCCAAAGGUACGCAGUGGGCCUGGUCUAUCUGACAUGCAUCAGUAUAGCCAGUGGCUGGCCAGCAGACAUGAAGCUAAUUUACUUCCGAUGAAAGAAGAUCUCGCACUGUGGUUAACAAAUCUACUAGGGAAGGAGAUUACAGUUGAAACUUUUAUGGAAAAGUUGGAUAAUGGUGCUUUGCUCUGCCAACUUGCUGCAACCAUGCAGGAGAAAUUCAGAGAGAGCCUAGAUGCCAACAAGCCCACAAAGACUCUGCCAUUGAAGAAGAUCCCAUACAAAGCCAGUGCACCAUCAGGCUCCUUUUUUGCUCGAGAUAAUACAGCAAAUUUCUUAUCCUGGUGCCGAGACUUAGGAGUGGAUGAAACAUGUCUAUUUGAAUCUGAAGGUUUGGUCCUCCACAAGCAACCCAGAGAAGUGUGUCUCUGUUUGCUGGAGCUUGGCCGGAUUGCUGCCAGAUAUGGUGUGGAACCUCCUGGUCUGAUAAAACUGGAAAAAGAAAUUGAACAAGAAGAAACACUUUCUACCCCUUCUCCUUCUCCUUCUCCAUCAUCAAAGACUUCUGGAAAAAAGAGCACAGGAAACUUGCUGGAUGAUGCUGUGAAACGGAUUUCUGAAGAUCCUCCUUGCAAAUGCCCAAGCAAAUUCUGUGUGGAGAGGCUCUCCCAAGGCAGAUACCGAGUAGGAGAGAAGAUUCUCUUCAUUAGGGGUCUUCAUGGUUGUUACUAUGUCUCCACAGCCAAAACAAAGCAGACAUUUAAGAUGCUGCACAACAAACACGUGAUGGUCCGCGUGGGAGGAGGAUGGGAAACCUUUGCAGGUUAUUUGUUGAAACAUGACCCCUGCAGAAUGCUGCAGAUCUCCCGCGUGGAUGGUAAAACAUCUCCCAUCCAAAGCAAAUCUCCAACGCUUAAGGACAUGAACCCGGAUAAUUACUUGGUGGUCUCUGCCAAUUACAAGGCUAAGAGGGAGGUUAAGUGAAGCUGAUUGGUUGCUGCAAGGGGACUUUCAUAAUGACCUAUAUCCUCUUAUCCAGUGUAGGUAGUUUAGUUCGCAGGCUCUGAAAACUGUUUCUGCGGG
Perognathus longimembris pacificus (Pacific pocket mouse) is the source of this 1108-nucleotide messenger RNA. It is a transcript of the gene Gas2, whose product is annotated as growth arrest specific 2. Gene Ontology annotation, cellular component: actin filament. NCBI's taxonomy places the organism in Eukaryota, Metazoa, Chordata, Mammalia, Rodentia, Heteromyidae. Bases 14 to 1009 code for a protein of 331 amino acids. Gene Ontology annotation, biological process: actin crosslink formation. Gene Ontology annotation, molecular function: microtubule binding; cytoskeletal adaptor activity; actin filament binding. The transcript is spliced from 8 exons. The record is from RefSeq and is a predicted model, not a curated record.